UAUUUUAUUGUAGAUAUUUUUAAAUAUAACAACUGGUUAACGCGUAAUAUUAUUACAGUUAUUAUCGUACCAUUGCAAUUGGUAUUCUUCUUGAGUAUAUUCGGUAACAAUAUUUUAGAUAUUUUGAUUCCUUUAAAUCACACUCGCCCGCGGACAGUACCAAUUAUAAUUGAUUAUUUCGUCGAUCAACAAAGAUUUUUCUAUAUUUUUGGUAUGCAUUUGAACCUUAUUACCAGUUUCGGAGGAUUAGGAAUUAUAGCUACUGAAACAAUAUCUAUGGCUACGAUGCAACAUCUUUGUGGAUUGUUAAAGAUUACUAGCUAUCGUAUAAGUCAUACAUUUGUUGCAAACAUACCAAGAGUAUCUUCUGUAGAAAGAAAUAUAAUAAUUCGCAAAAAAGUGAUGUCAAUUGUGUAUUUACAUGUAAGAAUCAAAAAUUAUAUCAACUCCUUUCAAGAAAAAAUAAUAAUGUCAUAUAACUUUUUAAUGUUUGGUUUGAUUGCAUUUAGUAUUUCUAUGUUUGAACUUGUUAAAUCAAUAACAUUCAAAACUGAUACAAAUGAAUUAAUUUCAUCCCUAUUCUUCGUAAUUUGCUUUACUAUUUAUGGAUUUAUUCCUAAUCAUUUUGCGCAAGAGAUAAUCAAUCACAGUUCUAAUAUUUUUAUAGAUGCAUAUAAUACAGAAUGGUAUGAGCUCCCAGUGAUAGAACAAAAAUUAAUAUUGUUCAUCAUGCAGAACAAUUUGAAACAUCUUAAUUUCGUGUUAUUGGGUUCUAUGGUUGCAUCUUAUCAUGUAUACACAACAGUAAUGAAAAUGAUUAAAAUAAUAGUUAAUUUCACUGUAUGUGACUGUUUAUCAAAAUUAGAUUAUUUCAGAUACUACGUACGGCAUUUUCGUAUUUUAUGGUAUUUAACAAAUUGUCGAUUGUUAACUCCUUAUCCUAUAACGACGAGUGAAACUCAUGAUAAGAAAUUUGGGCCAAAAACAAUAAACACGAAUCUGACUCAUGAUACUUUAUUCGAACCAAACAUAACCAACAUGAGUCAGACUCGUGGUUCUUGUAUCUUCUUACUUUAG
Apis florea (little honeybee) is the source of this 1077-nucleotide messenger RNA. RefSeq lists its product as uncharacterized. Gene Ontology annotation, molecular function: odorant binding; olfactory receptor activity. The record is from RefSeq and is a predicted model, not a curated record. Gene Ontology annotation, biological process: detection of chemical stimulus involved in sensory perception of smell; sensory perception of smell. Gene Ontology annotation, cellular component: plasma membrane. NCBI's taxonomy places the organism in Eukaryota, Metazoa, Arthropoda, Insecta, Hymenoptera, Apidae.